Messenger RNA from Linum tenue, 264 nucleotides. The record is from the annotation of a GenBank genome assembly. Lineage: Eukaryota; Viridiplantae; Streptophyta; Magnoliopsida; Malpighiales; Linaceae.
AUGCAGGAGUUAGUUCAUAAGCACCAAGUUGAGAAUGACAAUUUCAAGAGUGGAUCCUUUACUGAGCUAGAGCUUAUGAUGAACAAGAAGGCCCCUGGUUGUGGAGUGAAAGCUGAUCCAAACAUUAGAUCAAGGCACAAGAAGCUGAAAAUGGAUUUCAUGGCAGUUCACUUGCUUCGUUCCAAGAGUGGAAAAGGCUGGGAUGAGACCACAUGUACACCAAUUAUCGAUGAUGAUGUGUUUGAAGACCUUCUAAAGGUAUGA